Messenger RNA from Medicago truncatula (barrel medic), 1388 nucleotides. Its product is annotated as cytochrome P450 72A68-like. The record is from RefSeq and is a predicted model, not a curated record. The transcript has 5 exons. The coding region runs from base 29 to 847 and encodes 272 amino acids. Lineage: Eukaryota; Viridiplantae; Streptophyta; Magnoliopsida; Fabales; Fabaceae. Gene Ontology annotation, molecular function: iron ion binding; heme binding; monooxygenase activity.
UCUAUAAAUUUCAUGGUUCUGAUUUCAUAUGUUGAGAAUAAUUCUCAUCACUGUGACAUUUGGUUUGGUAUACGUAUGGAGGGCAUUGAAUUGGAUGUGGCUGAAGCCAAAGAAGAUAGAGAAGCUUUUAAGAGAACAAGGCCUUCAUGGGAAUCCUUAUAGACUUUUGCUUGGAGAUGCAAAGGAUUAUUUUGUGAUGCAAAAGAAAGUUCAAUCCAAACCCAUGAUUUUUUCGGAUGAUAUUGCGCCACGUGUCGCUCCUUACAUUCAUCACGCUGUUCAAACUCAUGGGAAAAAAUCUUUUAUUUGGUUUGGAACAAAACCAUGGGUGAUUCUUAAUGAACCUGAGCAAAUAAGAGAAGUAUUCAACAAGAUAUCUGAGUUCCCAAAGGUUCAAUAUAAGUUUAUGAAGUUAAUAACUCGCGGUCUUGUUAAACUAGAAGGAGAAAAGUGGAGCAAGCAUAGAAGGAUAAUCAACCAUGGGCUAUUUUUAUUUUUUAUUUUUUUUAUUAUGACACCAACAUUCUUGAAAAGCUGCAACGAUUUGAUUAGCAAUUGGGAAGAAACGUUGUCUUCAAGUGGAGCCUCUGAAAUAGACAUAUGGCCUUCCCUUCAGAGCUUGACAAGUGAUGUUAUCGCUCGUUCGUCAUUUGGAAGUAGUUAUGAAGAAGGAAGAAAAGUAUUUCAACUUCAAAUAGAGCAAGGUGAACUUAUAAUGAAAAAUCUAAUGAAAUCUUUAAUCCCUUUAUGGAGGUUUUUACCUACAGCUGAUCAUAGAAAGAUAAAUGAAAAUUUGUCGGGACUUGGUUUAAUCCACUUCAAGUUGCUCGGGGUAGCGGGAUGCUGAGGGAUACGAUGACGAAUAGACUGAGCAUUCCUCCAACUAGUAAGAAGGGAUCCUGCACGAGCACAAAUAGCUUCAGUUGUUUCAGUGACAUGUUCCAUACUUUAUUGUUUCGAUGCUACAAUAUACUCAAGAGGACAUUGAAAACUUGUUUUUGUUGCUGGUCCAGGUGUUGUAAGAUAGCAAACACAUUGGUUGGAAAGCUUGCAUCAAUAUCUAAAACAGUCAUCAAAAGACUCCAUAAUCCACUCUGCUGCCAACAAAUCUUGCUUUUAUCACACAUAAAGAACAAAUGGGUACUAUCCUCGCCAAAAUCAACACAUACUGCACAGCUAUCAGUACACUGAACUCCUUUUGAUUGCAAUCGGAUUCUUGUGGGCAAACAAUUAUGACAAGCUCUUCAUAGGAAAUUCUUGACCUUCGGGGGAAAUUUUAAACUCCAAAUACAAUUCAAGUUACCCGGCACACGUGAUGGGAUAAAACCGCAAGUGCACGAUCUUACCGAAGUAGUAAUAAAAGAGUAUCGUUCCGACAGGGAGUUGUU